CGUCAUUACGCUGGUGUCGUGAGUUCUUCCUGUUUUGGAAAUCUCUAGGAAGCAUCGACAGUGGGGAAAGUGGCAUGCUGGGUGGAUCUAAUAACUGGUGCUACUGGGAACUGAGGAUCCAUGUUGGCUAAGCAUUGUGCUGUACUUAAAAGCCUUUACACACUGCUGAGCAUCAUGGCCCAUGUGGCUGGACAGGAAGACAGAGAGAAAACCACCGCACUCAAAGAUCUGCUCUCCAGAAUAGACCUGGACGAGCUGAUGAAGAAAGACGAGCCGCCCCUCACCUUCCCCGCCACUCUGGAGGAGUUUGAGUACGCCUUCAACCAAAAAGGCCAGCUCAGACACAUAAAGACAGGGGAAGCCUUCGUGUUCAACGCCAAGGAGGACCUACACCGCUGGAACCAGAAACGCUACGAAGCUCUCGGAGAGAUCCUCACGCAGUAUGUUUACGAGCUGUUGGAAAAAGAGUGCAGCCUGACUAAAGCAAUUGUGCCAGUGGACGCGGUGGACGAAGAGGCCAGCAGCUUCAUCUUCCACAGCGCCGACGCGCUGACCAACCCGGCCAGGCUGCUGGUGCUGAUCCAGGGCAGCGGCGUGGUGCGGGCCGGCCAGUGGGCCCGCAGACUCAUCAUCAACCAGGACCUGGACUCUGGGACGCAGAUCCCCUUCAUCACCAGAGCCAUGCAGGUAGGGGGGCGCUGGGAUCCUCACGCAGUGGACGCGGUGGACGAAGAGGCCAGCAGCUUCAUCUUCCACAGCGCCGACGCGCUGACCAACCCGGCCAGGCUGCUGGUGCUGAUCCAGGGCAGCGGCGUGGUGCGGGCCGGCCAGUGGGCCCGCAGACUCAUCAUCAACCAGGACCUGGACUCUGGGACGCAGAUCCCCUUCAUCACCAGAGCCAUGCAGGAGGGCUACGGCGUGCUGGUGCUCAACCCCAACGAGAACCACCUGGAGGUGGAGCGGCCCGGGUCCACCACCCCCCCGCCGGCCGCCACCCCGGAGCCCGCGGACGAGCCGGCGGAGAAGAGGGAGCGCAAGGACGAGAAGGAGGGCAAGAAGAAGAGGGAGUUCUACGAGAAGUACCGUAACCCCCAGCGCGAGAGGGAGACGGAGCAGACCCCCAUACGGAACCACUUCUUGGGUAUCCAGAUGUAUCCAGGAUUUCUGUCCGGUUCCACGUGA
Messenger RNA from Gadus morhua (Atlantic cod), 1182 nucleotides. It is a transcript of the gene arb2a, whose product is annotated as ARB2 cotranscriptional regulator A. The transcript has 10 exons. Lineage: Eukaryota; Metazoa; Chordata; Actinopteri; Gadiformes; Gadidae. Gene Ontology annotation, cellular component: nucleus. The record is from RefSeq and is a predicted model, not a curated record. Gene Ontology annotation, molecular function: siRNA binding. Gene Ontology annotation, biological process: regulatory ncRNA-mediated heterochromatin formation. The coding region runs from base 121 to 1182 and encodes 353 amino acids.